GUUCUUGGGGAAAAUCAUGAGCGAGGAGGGAGAUGGAGAUCUCCGGGCGCUCUUGCUGCUGGUGAUUCACGCAAGGAUUUUGUAGAAACAGGCGAGCGAUUCUAGAGUUUCUAGCAUUUAGAUCAGGAUGAGGAAGGCGGCAGGGGAUGCUCUGAAGCAGGCUUUCAUGUCGAGGGAGGAUUACGAGAGCCUGCCUGUGGGAAACAAAGUGUGGGACAACCUGGCGAGGCCAGUGCUCCUGUGGGCGACGAUUGUUCUAGGAACCGCGGUGUUUGUCGCUGGGAUCGCCAUGACCGCGAUGGUUUUCGAGGUAGGGCGGUGGCAUUCGUGCUCCAGGAAACGUUUGACGCCAUUGCCAGCAGCCUCGCUCGGUGAAUCGCGCGCCGCCUAUCUCCUCACCCAGGAGGAGGCCAGGAUCUACUUCUGGAUGGUCAUCUUUCUCCCUACCGCGGCUUUCUUCGCGGUGGCCGUGGUGUAUCUAGCAUCUGGAAUCGUGGUGGCUUACGCAGCUCCAAAGCGGCAUUUCAUGGUGAGAGUCGUGGAGAACAGCUGCUGCGCUUCCAAGCGAGGAGGCGUGCGCUGCCUGUCCACUCUCAACUUGAGCUUCAUGGUGGCCGCCAUCCUCAUGGCGCUCUUCCUGGGCUCCAGCAUCGUCACCCUCGACACGGGCUGCUCGAUCGCCCUCUUCUGGUGCUACGAGGUGGUGUGCUGGGGGCUGGUUCUCCUGUUUGGGAUCACGGCCUUCUUCUUGCACCGAAAGGCGGCGGUGGUGAUGGACGAGGGCCAGCACUUUGGCAGCCGGACGGUGGGCAUGGAGAUGCUCGAGGCCAGCGCGGUGCCGCCUUAUGAGAUGGAGAGGAGAGUGAACGCCGGGUUCCGGAGCUGGAUGGGAUCGUCGUCGGUGCUGUCUUCGUCGGACGAGGGCGAGGUGGACGAGAUAUUCGGGGAGAGUUUUGGGCUGGACGACGACGAUGUAUGGGACGAAGAACAAGGGGUCAUGCACGUCCGGAGCAACAAUGAUAUUACCAGGGGGUGAUAUCAAAAGUUUGCAGAUCUUUAUCAUGUGUACAUUUUGUUGAUUGGAAGUCUUUUUGACAGACUUUUCCUCUUUUGUGUCCAACGUUUUUGGAAAAAGCGCUAGUUCUGGAAUCCCAAAGUUUAUCGACUUA
Molecule: messenger RNA, 1169 nt
Organism: Selaginella moellendorffii
Lineage: Eukaryota; Viridiplantae; Streptophyta; Lycopodiopsida; Selaginellales; Selaginellaceae
Exons: 3
Coding region: 128-1036 (302 amino acids)
Source: RefSeq, a predicted model, not a curated record